GUUUGCUUCUCUCGAGUUAACCGGGUAACGCCAGCCACAGAUCGUGGUCACGUGGAAUUGACCGCUGUCACGGCAACCGUAAACUGACAAGAGCACACUGAGGACUGCCGAUUUCACGUUAACUGACGUUAGCUUAACCUGAAUUUACAUCGUCCACACCUGUAUAGGAGCCAUGUCGGAUGUCGGGUCCGAUGAGUUUGACGAUGAGCGCAGUAAACUGGGGGAGUAUGAAGGGGACCGGAAUGAAGCGGGAGAGAGGCACGGAGUCGGCAAAGCUGUGCUCCCCAACGGAGACGUUUAUCAGGGACGGUAUGAGAAGGGCUCGAGGCACGGACAGGGGACAUAUUUCUUCAAGAAUGGGGCAAGAUAUGUGGGGGACUAUUGGCAGAACAAGAAACAUGGACAGGGUGCCUUCUACUACCCAGAUGGCUCUAAAUAUGAAGGGUCGUGGGUUGAGGACCUGAGACACGGACAUGGCGUCUACACUUACCCCAACAGAGACACGUAUGAUGGAGAAUGGCUCCAUCAUGUCAGGCAUGGACAGGGCGCUUACCAUUACAGUGAAACUGGCUCAGUGUACAAGGGCUCAUGGGUGAAUGGCGAGAUGCAGUCAGCUGGCGAGUACAUCUACUCCAACCACCGAUACAAGGGCAACUUUGUCAAAAAUGCUCCUCACGGUCUGGGGAAGUACAUGUUCAACACUGGGUGUGAGCAGCACGGUGAAUACCAUCAAGCAGAGCAGGAUCGAGCAGAGGAUGAGUUGGGCGAGUUGGCAUCCCCCGCAGCCCGCAAGUGGAUUCCUACGUAUGUCACAGGGCUGACACUGUAGCCACUAGGUGGGGAAAAGCAAAGCAAUUCAUCUGAGGAAGGAGCGGAGAGCUGACCUUUAGGAUCAAUUCUUCUAUUAACCUGUGUUUGCAAAGUGGAACAACAUUAAAAUGAUUCCCUUGAGUG
This is a messenger RNA of Pungitius pungitius (ninespine stickleback), 954 nucleotides long. RefSeq names its product radial spoke head component 1 (gene rsph1). The transcript is spliced from 8 exons. Bases 173 to 829 code for a protein of 218 amino acids. The record is from RefSeq and is a predicted model, not a curated record. NCBI's taxonomy places the organism in Eukaryota, Metazoa, Chordata, Actinopteri, Perciformes, Gasterosteidae.